Molecule: messenger RNA, 888 nt
Organism: Gamsiella multidivaricata
Lineage: Eukaryota; Fungi; Mortierellomycota; Mortierellomycetes; Mortierellales; Mortierellaceae
Product: SCO1/SenC-domain-containing protein
Exons: 6
Coding region: 1-888 (295 amino acids)
Biological process (GO): mitochondrial respiratory chain complex IV assembly
Source: RefSeq, a predicted model, not a curated record
AUGCUUCGAUCCCUGAUCCGCCUGAGUGUGCCCGGCAGGACAGUUCCCAGAGCAUGCCAGUUCGUUGCUAGAGGUGUUGCGCUUUCAGGGCCCGCUCCUGUCCGCUCACAGCUCGGUCUUACCAACGUUCGGUAUUAUAGCAACAAGGCUGAUGGUGCCCGUGCGCAGACCGCCAGUGCUGCCGGCGCCCUGAACUGGAGGACCUUGGCUGUCUUCACUGCCACCGGAGCAGGGUUGCUUUACUACUUUCGCGAGGAGAAGAAGCGCGUUGAGGCCGCCCGAGCUGAGGAGGCGCGUCUUGCUAGAGAAAACACAACGUACGGAAAGCCCAAGAUCGGUGGUCCCUUCUCCUUGAUCGACCAGAACGGUGUCCGCACUACGAACGAGGACUUUAAAGGACGUUAUAUGCUCAUCUACUUCGGGUUCACCAACUGUCCGGAUAUUUGUCCAGAGGAAUUGGACAAGAUGGCUGAGGUCCUAGAUACCGUCUAUGAUGAUCCUGAGGUGGGUAAUGUGAUUACUCCCAUCUUCAUUACAUGUGAUCCUCAGCGCGACACCGUCCCCGAGGUCAAGGAAUAUGUCAAAGACUUCCACAAGAACCUGGUUGGACUGACUGGGUCGAUGGAUGAGAUCGCCAAGGUCGCGAAGGCAUACCGCGUCUACUUCUCGAAACCUCCCAAGGUGGCCGAGGGAGAGGACUACUUGGUUGAUCACUCCAUCUUCUUCUACCUGAUGUCGCCCGAGGGUGAGUUCGUGGACUGCUAUGCCAAGGACCACACAGCGGAGCAUGUAUCUAAGAGCGUAAAGGAGCACAUCCUUGACUAUAUCCAGAAAGGUGGCAAGGUCUCUAAGGAGCUUCCAUCGCGCCAAGCUCAAACAUCGUCCUAG